Molecule: messenger RNA, 6429 nt
Organism: Gordionus sp. m RMFG-2023
Lineage: Eukaryota; Metazoa; Nematomorpha; Gordioida; Chordodea; Parachordodidae
Product: regulating synaptic membrane exocytosis protein 2-like
Exons: 28
Coding region: 47-6073 (2008 amino acids)
Biological process (GO): positive regulation of synaptic transmission; calcium ion-regulated exocytosis of neurotransmitter; regulation of synaptic vesicle exocytosis
Cellular component (GO): cytoskeleton of presynaptic active zone; presynaptic membrane
Molecular function (GO): small GTPase binding; transmembrane transporter binding
Source: RefSeq, a predicted model, not a curated record
CGAUUUUGGAUUUAUGCAAUGAAUAUUUGAGUAUUUAUGUAAGAAAAUGUUAAAAAUGAUGUCGGGAAUGCCCAUAAAUCUAACAUUACCUGAUCUAAGUCAUUUAACAGAUGAAGAGAAAAAAAUAAUCCAGAAUGUUAUUCAAAGACAAAAAAUAGAAGAGGAAAAAGAGACAAAAAUUAGGAAAUCCUCCUUAUCCCAAACUAGAUCUUCCAAAAAAAUUCCCGGGUUCUUCUCGAAUCCAACGUCGCCCUCCCGGGACUUCAAACAGUCAGCCAUGUCUCUAACGUCGAAGCUUCCUCUUGAAUUGGGCGCAAGCCAUUUAGUUUCGUUAUUCAGACCAUCUUCAAAGGCGGAUCCCGCCUCGAGCCUUCCUUUUUCGCCUUCCUCAUUUACGCUACCCCAAUCUAUAACUAAUAACACUAACUUGCCGCUUCCGUACUCCGCCAGUACGAGUGGAAAUAGCCACAGGCGUAUGCGAAUUAUUUCGAUAGCGGAAUUCGGCAAGAAACCUCAUCGCAAAUCUUCCGAUACAGGUGCCCUUUGCGACGUUUGUGGUAAAACCAAAUUCGUCGACGGAGCCGGCCAUCUUUGUUCUUAUUGCAAGCGACUCUCUUGUGCUCGGUGCGGGGGAAAAGUGCCACUCAAGCCGUCAUCUCCCCAAAGUAUUUGGGUCUGCCUGGGCUGUCGCAAGAAACAUCAAUCCGUCACCAAGACCGGAGAUUGGUUGGAAAAGGUUUCAACUACCGAAUCAACGCAAAAUCCAGAGGGUUCAUCUAGAGGCUCUCUGACGGAUACCUCAAUUUCUGUCCCCUUUCUAUCCAACACACCUUCCAGAAACGGUAGUAGCGGACAUCACCUAUCCUCAACUCCUUCUCACCUAGGUCUCAACAAUUUCAACAAUCUAUCUUUCUCGUCUUCACCUACACCCCCCUUGUUCUCUGACGAUUCCGCGAGGGACCAGGAUUCUAGACGAGAUUUUAACAAGGACUUUAACCGACAUAAUGCAACCAAUGCCUCUGAUUUAGAAGUGACGCCCAAGGCAAACGGUAUCAACCACAACUAUGAAGGUAAUGCGUUACUCGAUUCUUGUUCGAAUACAGUGAAUUACUAUGGAAACGAUCAUAAUGUCGAAGAGAAUGAGGGACGCUCAAUUGUUCCCAAUGUUUCUCCCGCCUUGGCCACACCUCGCGUUAAUAUAAUGCUAAGCGACGCGGAAGGCGUCUCUCGCCAAACGCUCAACGAUAAUGAUGUUUACGGGUACGACGAACAUCGCGAAGAGGAAGCGGAUGGGGAAAGAUUAUUAUGUCAUUCCAGAUCAACGAGCUCCUUUAAUAAGCAUCAGCAGCUUCAGAGGAGAAGGAAGAAAUUGGCGUCUUCCAAUAUAGUCCACAGUCCCAAAUCUUCUCCUAGUAGGACCGAGCCAGGAAUGGUGACGCCCACUGUCCAGAUAAAUAACUCCGUCGAUUUCAACCUAUCCGACCCCGAGGUCUCCAGUAACGAUAAAAUAAUCGCCGUCUCAUCCGAAACCCUAUGCCCGAAUGCUAGGAAUCGAACCAAUUCUGUCGAAGGAUUUCCCUACAUUCCCAAGGAGGAUAACAACCACUUAAAACCUCUCGAAAAAACGUACCUUACCGACGACCGACUAAAAUCCAAAAUUAGGGGGUUCGACGCUCGCCCAUCGCUCGGUAAUCAAAGAGUUCCUCGCUACGAUUCGCUGAGUUCGGAGCAGAGCGAAGAACCGCAUCGCGUCAAGUCGAAUGCCCACCAUAUCCGAAAAUAUAAGCCCCUACCUGGUCAAAAUAAUGAUUCAAUGCAUUCCCCCAGAGGGGGUCAAUUUAUCGAGCCUUAUUACGGGCGCGAAGCGGAAGAGGAAGACUACGAUAUCAAAUCGACACCCCUUUCGAGUUGCGACGACGGAGAUAAGGAAACCGAGAGCCUGCUCAGUUUAAGUGAAAGGGAGCUACCAAACAGCCAUUCUUCGCCCAACAGGAAGCAGCAGAGAAUCACAGAGUUCCCUGAUAGCUACUUAUCGCCCACCACCCCAUGUCAAAUGAAGUCUAAGCGAUACGAACAAGAAGCUAAAUUGGAAUCGCUCAAUUCCAAUGGACAAGAUUUAAAUCUAGCUAAGAAUAACAAUAUGCAUAGCGUAGAAUGGAUGCCUUCCCCGAAUGGCACAGAAAUGUUGGGCAGAAUUAUUCUUUACAAACCAAUUACAACUUCGAGCUAUGAAGCGACAGGAACUAACAAAGUUCUAAACAACUUGCUUGGGUUGAAAAUUAUUGGAGGACAAGAAGUUCCGUCAUACUUACCUUCCGCCAGAUGGCGCAAGAGUGCUAUUGUGGAUAAAGUGAAACGGGGCAGUCUGGCUGAUACUGUGGCGAGGCUAAGGCCAGGUGACGAAAUCAUCAGCUGGAAUGGUCACUUGUUAAGGGACAAAAGUUAUGAAGAGGUCUCGCAAAUUAUCUCGAAAUCCAAGCAAGAAUUUAAAGUCACUUUUCUCGUCAGUAGACCUAUACAUUCCUUAGUCGUCAGCGAGCCCAGGAGCGACCGUAGGAUAGAAAACAACGUUCCCGAAAGUUACCUCGAUUUCAACCUCAAAUACCGAAGGAAAUUUAUUCAUAAUAAUCGUGGUUACAACGCUCGUCCUUCUUCUAAUCUAUCCCCCAUAUUUUCGCCCCCAAAGUUGUCAGGGCUAAGCACCGCUACCGCUUACCAACCCGCCUUUCAAAGCAGCGAUUGGGUAAAUGUGCCAGGCGUUUUAAGCGUCGAAUUCCUAUUGAGCCCAGAUCAAUCCGACCCCGGUCUUUGUUCCUUCGGCAUGAGGAUAAUUUCGGCCAAGGAUCUUUACUCCUCUUCCACCUCCUCAUCCUUUUCCCUUCCUUCUUCCGUGACUAUAACCGCCCAAGAUGCGAAUCUAGGAAUUCCUUUCGUCAAAAUUUAUUUUUCGUGCCAAGGCAAAGAACCUAUAGAAUUUUCGACCAAAGCGGCGAAUCAAUAUUCCGCCGUCUCUCGUUCCUGUAUCUGGGAUCAAGCUUUCAACGCCGGAAUUCACGAAUUCCAGGAACUAUGCCAUUCUGCCUCGGUUCACUUCGUAAUUUUUACGACUGCCACUGCCAAUAAUCUUUCGAUCCCGAAAUUCGACGAAGGGGAGCAGAACCCAUUUCUGGUAUUGGGAGAGGCUUUUGUCAAGAUCCGUUCGCUGAAUUUGAAGCUAGGUGUACGAGAUAAGGUCAUAUUGGAUUUACCUCUAUUCAUUCAUGCCUCCGUUUAUCACGAUACCCGCACCAGAAACGCCAGAACACUCAUGAGCCAUCCCACAAAUAUGACGGGCGGCUAUUACAGCGAUAGGGAAGAUCUCAGAACAGCGUACUCUUAUCGAAAAGAAAACCCACCCGAAACUGAAUAUGUCGACAAAUCUUCCAGGUCCGAUGAAACGGGUAGAAUAUUUUAUCGUUCCAUCAGCGAUUACGAGGAAGACCUACCCAGUUCUGCUCAACACUCCUCGCUCACUUAUAAACCACCUAUCAACGAUCCCCGUCAUUCCGCAAAACAAAUCAUCGACGCUCGCCUGUUAGGGACAUCGCCACAUUUUUUCGAUGAAACCGCGCCCAACGGGAGGAAAUGGUCGAGUAUAGGGAAUUUGGAAUACCGACCAUCAUUGAGGGGAUAUGCACACUUCACCGAAACAUCGAAAGUUCCCGAUAGGCGGCCUUUAAGACACGAAUCUUCCCUUUCAGGCGAUGAACGGAUACGUAGCGAGUACCCUUCCUAUCUGUCACCAUCCUACGUCGCCUUUUACGGCCGAAAUUAUGACAAUCCGAACAUCCAUUCUUUUCUUCCUCCCCGACAUCAGAAAUACUCGGAUCACUUUUCCUACGCGUUCCAUCGAACGAACCCGCCCCAUGUUCUGGAUAGCUCUAAUGAUAGACGCGAAGAAUUUUACAGGAGAAUGCUGCCCCGAAUCCCUCUACCGGCGCCGCGGCGUUACCUCGAAACUCACAAACCUCAAAAGAGCUUCGAUUCUAGCGAAAUCUUUCGUUUUCACCAUUAUCCCGAAACUCUUUAUAAUCCUCAAAAAAGUUUCGACUCCAGCGAAAAUAAUUACGACCUACAACGGUUAUGCCCACCUGCCUCGCCUCAAAUUGCGCGAAUAAGAGGUAAUCACCCUCUAAAUUACUCGACACCCAACUAUUACAUUUCGUCCGGUGACGAAAGGGCGGAUUACCACAGCGAUACCUGUUACCACAAUCAAUAUAGGUCGCCCGACGCUGGUCCUUCCAUAUUUUCCGACAGCGAGACCGCUAAUAUCAAUACUAAAUCAGCCGACCAAAAGCGUAAAAUUCUGCCUAGAGUAAUGCCCGCCAUAAGCAAUAAUCGCCUUCAAUCACCCGAAAUUACCCGUAAAAAUGGCGAAGAAUCGAAGGCCUCCAGAACUCCAGAAAAACCGCCUUCGAAAUAUGUCGAAAACCUCGACAAAUCACCCGUGAUUGUAGCCGACGAUAACGACGAGAGGCAAACCUCCGAAAAUGACGCGCUCAAAGUUUCGGCCAAAAUUCAAAGGAAACCUAGUAUAGGCGACAUGGUUAACGCCGCUCUCUUCAAAAUAGUCAAAAGGAGCAAUUCCACUUCCCAUAUACCUCCUCAAGAUCUGGCGGGCGAUGUUGAAAAGCCUGAAAAACCGAACACUUUAUCGAAAAAAAAGUCGAAAGAAAUCGUCUCCCCCAAAUCGGACAAAUCAAGUAAAAAAUCACCCAACAAACCUAAAAUCGCGACGGACACCAAAAAGCAUGGUGCUAUCAUCUCUAAAAAGUCCGAAAAUGGCAAGAAUCCUAACCCCGCAACCCUCCUCAAAAACGACAAAGGCAACACCUUGCCUCAAAAUGGCGUCGACAAAUCAAAAUUACAAUCGUCUCCCAAAAUCCCGAACAACCUCGUCACUACAUCCUCAGUAAGCGGUGGCGUCGGUAGCUCUAAAAAUCUGCGAAAAGCGGUCCUACUCAAACAAGCUAGCAAGGAUUCUUACGAUAAAGGCCGACUCAGUAUAAGCAGUGGAAGUGGAAACGUAUCCUCAUCUUCCAAAAUGACUUCCUCCUUAAUCCUUCCCACUACCCCCACGCCUCCGCCCUCAUUAGCAAGUUCUUCCAAACAGUAUCCUAAAUCAUCUGCAUCUUCUACUUCUUCGAAAAUGUCAGUUACGUCCCGACCAACCUCCACCAAAUCUCCCGAUUCGCCUCUCCCUUCUACCUCCGAUAAUCAGAUAGAAGCCCCAAACCCGCAUAAGUGUUCGCCACCCGGUGAUGCUUCCGAUUUGCCUUACGAUAGUUUUAUAGAGGGUUUAGGCCCGGCCCAGAUCGUGGGUAUGCAAAUGUUAACCAGCCCUGCCUUGGGCGAUGUUCAAGUUUCGCUCCAAAACGUUAAAAAGCCCGCCAGCGUUUUAAACAUUUAUUCUUUCGCGACGAAUUCUCCUUCUACGACAUCAAAGUAUCCUAAUCACGAAUCGGAAAAAUUAUCAGCUCAGGAAGACGGGAAGGGACUCGAAGUAGAAGUCAUAAGGGCCAGAGGUCUGGUCUCCAAGCCUCACGCCAAAGUUUUACCAGCUCCUUACGUAAAAUUAUAUUUGCUCGAGGGAAAGAGGUGUGUCGCUAAGGCCAAAACCUCUGUCGCCAGAAGGACCCUGGACCCGUUGUAUCAGCAACAAUUAGUAUUCGAUCAAGACUACCGCGGAAAAAUAUUACAAAUAACGGUUUGGGGCGAAUACUCCAAACUCGAACGCAAGUCAUUCAUGGGCGUGUGCCAAAUAAGGCUCGAUCAUUUAGGUCUCGACAAAGGUGCCGUGGUCAUAGCCUGGUACAAACUCUUCAAUAACACCCCUUCCCUCAGUUCUCAGUCAGCGAACGCGCCGGUUAGCAACGUGGGUGGUUUAUUUAGCGGGUUAUCGAGCGAGAUUGCCAAAAAAUCCAAGGAUAAAGAUAGAGACGAAAAGAAAUCGCGACGCCGUGGCGGCGAUAAGGAAAGUAACAAGCAGUCACUCAAUAGACAGCGUUCCUUGUCUUCCAUCGAAAGAUCUUGAAAAUAUUUUUUUUUCUUUUCUAAAUGAUAAUUUUUAAAUCUCUCCCCACCCCCCUCCUAUUUUUUUUCUUGCACAUCUAUCCUCCUGGAAAAUAGUUUAUUUUACAAAAAUGACAUCAUAGUUUAAUUAAAGGCAUGAAUAUAAUUUUUAUAAUUAUUCCAAACAUUUUAGUAUAAUUCCUAAAACUAUAUUAUUUGUUUCAUAUAUUUAAUUCCAGUAUAAAGCAUGUAUUUUUAUUUUCAAAUCAAAGACACACAAAUAAAAAAAAAAUGAGCUUCCCUAUUUUUGAAUUAAAUCUCAAAACUAUAUUUCAUAUCAGAUUUUGAAUUAUUUUGUUUCUUCUUUAUUUUUAUUUU